AUGCCAAACUUCUGCACAGCCCCCAACUGCACGCGGAAGAGCACGCAGUCCGACCUGGCCUUCAGGUUUCUGCGGGAUCCGGCCAGAUGCCAGAAGUGGAUGGAGAAUUGUAGGAGAGCAGACUUAGAAGAUAAAACACCUGAUCAACUAAAUAAACAUUAUCGACUGUGUGCCAAACACUUUGAGACCUCUAUGAUCUGUAGAACUAUAUAUUUUGCAGAGAGUCCUUAUAGGACUGUUCUUCGAGAUAAUGCAAUACCAACAAUAUUUGAUCUUACCAGUCAUUUGAACAAUCCACACAGUAGACAUGGAAAACGAAUAAAAGAAUUGAGUGAAGAUGAAAUCAGGACACGGAAACAGAAAAAAACUGAUGAAACUUCAGAACAGGAACAGAAUCAUAAAGCAACAAACAAUAGCAAUGCUCACAAUCCCAGUGCAGAAGUGGUAGAUGACGAGCAAGCUGAAGACGUUUUACCUUUAACCCUUGAAGAGAAGGAAAACAAGGACUACUUAAGGUCUCUGCUUGAAAUUUUGAUUCUGAUGGGAAAACAAAACAUACCUUUGGAUGGGCACGAGACUGACGAAAUUCCAGAAGGUCUUUUUAUGCCUGAUAACUUUCAAGAAUUGCUAGAGUGCCGGAUAAAUUCUGGUGAAGAGGUUCUGAGAAAGCGCUUUGAGACCACAGCUGUUAACACAUUGUUUUGUUUAAAAACGCAGCAGAAACAGAUGCUAGAGAUCUGUGAGAGCUGUUUUCGGGGAGAAACCCUCCGGGAAGUGAGAGACUCACACUUCUUUUCCAUCGUUACUGAUGACGUGGUGGACAUAGCAGGGGAGUUCUUACCUGUCUUGGUGAGGUUUGUCGAUGAAUCUCAUAACCUAAGGGAAGAGUGUGUGGGCUUCUUGCAUUAUGAAGCUGAUGCAGAAAUUUUUGCCAUUAAAUUUCACACUACAAUCACUGAGAAGUGGGGGCUGAGUAUGGAGUAUUGUCGUGGCCAGCCUUAUAUUUGUGUGUUCCUCAUCCUCGGGGGAGCCCUUCAGACCAAGAUCCUGGAUGCCUCACCAUCCAUGAACCAGAAACCGUCACUGCACAAGGUUGUCCUACAGCCAAACUUCCAGGAUAACCAGGUAAGGGCUCUGGAAGGGCAGCUGCAGGGGGCUUCUUUGGAACACAGACAAUGGGAUGACAAGCGAGGACAGGCCAAAGGACUCAGAGGCAGAUUUGGAUGGGAAGACCAGGACGCAGAAACAAGGUCCAGCGCAUGUCAGGCCCACACCUGGGCCCAGGUGCACAGGGUUCUGCCCAGACGCACCAGAAGAGCAGCACGGAAGGGGCACCUCUGGGGCCAUCUCCGGGCUCUGCCUGUUAUCAGCCCCUUGCAGUUCCAGGGGAAGUGGUACGCCUUGGGUGUGGCAGACACCACCAUUCAGAAUGGAAGGAAACACCAGUUAACCAUGUACAGCGUCAACUAUAAGCUGCAAAGGGACCACAGCUUCUACGUAAACACCACGAAGCUCAGGGAAGAUGGGGACAGUUCCUUCCUCCCAGCCAGAGCAGAGAUGACUCUCACCAUUUACCCAUCAGGGAACGGUGGAAUACUGAGCUACAACAUGAGAGUGGCAGCCACCAACUACAAUCAGUUUGCCAUAGUUUACGUGGAGAAGAAUGUCAGAUUCAAGUGGUACUUCGAGCUCACACUCUAUGGAAGAACCAAAUAUCUGUGCCCUCGACUGAAGAAGCACUUCAUCAAAUUUGCCAAAUCUGUGGGCUUCGCUAAGAACAACAUUGCCUUCCCCGUCUCUGUUGGUCUACAGUACCAGCAGGAGGAGAGUGAGUCCAUGUUCUGUGUGUCCUCCAUUCCCCUGGAUCUGAGGCGCCAGUACGAGGAGAGUGAGUCCAUGCUCUGCACCCCCUCUGUUGCCCCAGGUCUGCAGCACCAGCAGGAAGAGACUGAGUUUGUGCUCUGCAUAUCCUCCAUUGUCCUGGGUCCAUGGUGCGAGCAGGAAGAGAGUGAGUCUGUGCUCUGUGUGUCCUCUGUUGUCCUGGAUCCAUGGUGCCAGCAGGAAGAGAGUGAAUCCAUGCUCUGCGUGUCCUCCAUUGCCCCAGGUCUGAGGAGCCAGUGGGAGGAAAGUGAGUCUGUGCUCUGUGUGUCCUCCAUUACCCUGGGUCCACGGCACCAGUCGGAAGAGAGUGAGUCCAUGCUCUGCGUGUCCUCCGUUACCUCAGGUCCAUGGCACCAGUAG
Messenger RNA from Chinchilla lanigera (long-tailed chinchilla), 2241 nucleotides. RefSeq lists its product as uncharacterized. The record is from RefSeq and is a predicted model, not a curated record. The transcript has 7 exons. Bases 1 to 2241 code for a protein of 746 amino acids. Lineage: Eukaryota; Metazoa; Chordata; Mammalia; Rodentia; Chinchillidae.